Messenger RNA from Brassica napus (rape), 1197 nucleotides. RefSeq lists its product as uncharacterized. Bases 19 to 693 code for a protein of 224 amino acids. Lineage: Eukaryota; Viridiplantae; Streptophyta; Magnoliopsida; Brassicales; Brassicaceae. Gene Ontology annotation, biological process: root development; shoot system development. The transcript has a single exon. The record is from RefSeq and is a predicted model, not a curated record.
UUGAAAAAGUUAAUCAUUAUGGCUCAGAUUAACUUCGAGGGUUUGAGAGAGCUACACGACUGCGCAAACUAUCUCCUCGAUCACUGUCCAAAAACAAGAGAAUCUCUGUCUGAACAAGGACAAGAGAAGUGGACGGAACAAGUUUCUGAAGCUUCAUUGAGGAUGUUAGACAUCUGUAGCGUAUCUAAAGAUGUGAUGACGCUAGUUAAGCACAGCUUGCACGAUCUACAACUUACUCUACGUGGAAACGAAUCAUCAGAUGUGAACGAGAAGAUAGCAGCGUAUAAUCAGUACAAGAACAGGCUCAAGAAGGAGAUAUUGAAAUGCUUAAACUGUCUUAAAGGCAUGAUCGGAGGAAGAGUAGAGAUGCCGAGAGAGCUUAACCUUCUAUUUGUAGCUGAGGUUUUAAAGGAAGUGAGAGAAGCCGUUGUGACAAUGGUCGAGUCGUUGUUCUCUCUUGGUUGUAUCCCUUGGUUAGAGAAGAGAUCGAGCAAAGGGUCUUUGUCUUCGAUCUUUACUUCUCGAUCUUCGGAUUGGUUAGAUGAUAUAUGGGACGAGACCGCGGUUCAGAGCGCAGCUACGAGAUUGGAAGCGGCAGAGAUUGCUGUGGAGGAGCUUGAGAUAGAGUUGGAGUCUAUUUUCAGGCGAUUGAUUCAUACAAGAGUUUCACUUCUUAAUAUUAUUACCAGCUAGAUUUAUACAUGUCCAGUUAGGUUUCGCAUCUGGACAUGUUUGAUUGACAUUACAUUGAUUUCUACUUUAUUGCAUGUUUGAAUCAUUAUAUUCAUUUUCACUUGUUUCUCAACCAGUUUAAUUGGUUAGAGACAUAAGGUUGAUUAAUACUUAAUUAAAGUGAUUAAUUUUUUUCCUUAAUAUUAAUAAAAGUUCUCUAGCUGACAUUGCUAUAAUUCAUGUUGCUAAUGCUACCCAUGGCUAUGUAAAAAUGAUAAAGGCGCCAUAAGUAUAAUUGUUAUAACUCACUUAUCCAAAAAAAAAUUGUUAUAAUUCAUUUGUAGACGGAAUAAAACAUCAAGGAAGUGCAAUCCAAGUAGCAACUUAAAACAGAAGCAGCAAAUCUUACAAAGUUGUGAACAAAAACAAUUGACGUCUUCUUUCACAAGUUGUAAUUAUUUCGACAUAUGAAGCUGAAAAGAAAAGGAGACAUACAUUUUUUCGCCAUGAUCUUCAAAGGUUCGA